This is a messenger RNA of Phyllotreta striolata, 1602 nucleotides long. The record is from the annotation of a GenBank genome assembly. NCBI's taxonomy places the organism in Eukaryota, Metazoa, Arthropoda, Insecta, Coleoptera, Chrysomelidae.
AUGGAGGCUGCAGAACACCAUCAAGCCGAGCGAGAAGGCGCCGACAUAACCGCAUCGGACAUGCUGGUUCCCGAAGAAGAAAGCGAAAUCGUGAAUUUCUACCGGGACUCCACGGUAUUCAUAACGGGAGGGACGGGUUUCCUGGGCAAGCUGGCCGUAGAGAAGCUCCUGAGGACCUGCGAGGUCGCCAAAAUCUACAUCCUGGUGCGAGCCAAGAAGGGCAAGGACCCGCAGAAGCGGUUCGAGGAGCUCUUCGACGACCCGAGUUUCGAGCCCUUGAAGCGGAAAGAUCCGACUCUCCUACGAAAGGUGGAGACGGUGAACGGGGACGUGAGUUUGCCUAAUUUAGGAAUGACUGAAGAUGAUCUGGAAUUAAUCAAAUCUGAGGUGGAUGUAGUUUUUCAUUUCGCAGCCACUGUUAGAUUCGACGAAAAGCUCCGUACAGCUUGCAAUAUAAACGUCCGGGCGGUCAGAGAUCUGAUGAGAAUUGCCAAGGAUAUGAAGAAAUUGAGGGCCCUAAUACACGUAUCAACGGCAUUUUCGAAUUGCGUACACACAACCAUCGAAGAAAAAUUCUACGAUCCUCCAAUAACCGCCGAAAAACUCAUAACAUUAGUCGAUUGUUUGGACGAUAAUAAAUUAGAUAAAAUUACUCCAACUCUACUAGGAGAUUUUCCCAACACUUACGCCUUCACGAAAUGCGUGGCAGAAAACGUUUUGAAAGCGGACGGAUCGAAUUUACCGGUCGGUUUGUACAGGCCUUCAAUCGUAAUCGCCACCGUGAAAGAACCGGUAGCCGGAUGGAUAAACAACAUAUACGGCGCGACCGGCGUGCUUUUAGGCGUUGCCGUCGGUUUAUUGAGAGUAUUGCACGGCAAAUCGAGCAAUCACGCUGAUAUGGUACCGGCUGAUUACGUUAUAAACAGUGUACUGGCCGCAGCUUGGGAAGUUGCCACUAUAAAAACAAUAAACGACAAUAAAGAGAUUCAGGAGAAGGAUAGCAGGGAAGAAAAAUUCGAAAAGGAAAUGCCCAUUUACAAUUUCGUCAGCACGCCUGAGAAGCCUUUGACCUGGGAUUUAUUUCAAGUUUUAAGUACCAAACAUUGUAAGCAAAUUCCAUCGGAACAAUGCAUUUGGCACAGUUACUUCAGGAUGAGGGAGAAUAAAUGGGUUUAUUUGGUAUUAGUGUUUUUACUACACACAGUUCCAGCUUACAUUGUCGAUUUUAUGGCUUUUUGUAUAGGAAAGAAGCCAAUGAUGGUCAAAGGCUAUAAAAAAAUCAACAAAUUCGCCGACGUCCUGUCGUAUUUCUGCCAGAGACAAUGGACCUUCAGUAACGAGAACGUCCAAUCGCUGUGGAAACGCCUGAAGAACAAGGACCAGGAACUGUUCGAAUUCAGCAUGAAGAGGGUCGAUUGGGACCUCUAUUUCUACACGUACACGAGAGGCGGGCGGGUGUACGUGAUGAAAGAUCCGCUCGAUACCAUCCCCAAGGGGAAAGUCAAGUACUGGAAGUUGUUGUUCGCGCACUAUACGCUUGUGGCCAUCCUGGUGGCCGUGUUUUUCAAAUUCUUUAUGGUUCUGUUCGAUGUUAUUUUUUAG